Cynocephalus volans (Philippine flying lemur) is the source of this 882-nucleotide messenger RNA. It is a transcript of the gene TASL, whose product is annotated as TLR adaptor interacting with endolysosomal SLC15A4. The transcript has a single exon. The record is from RefSeq and is a predicted model, not a curated record. Gene Ontology annotation, biological process: regulation of toll-like receptor signaling pathway. The coding region runs from base 1 to 882 and encodes 293 amino acids. NCBI's taxonomy places the organism in Eukaryota, Metazoa, Chordata, Mammalia, Dermoptera, Cynocephalidae.
AUGCUGUCAGAAGGGUAUCUCAGUGGACUGGCCUACUCAAGUGACACCCACUGGAGUUGUGCAUCUUAUAAUGAGCAGGCGAUUGGGGAGAAGGAAGAGAAGACAAAUUCUGUUGCUGCUCUUCCCUAUUCCUCUGUGGAUGAAACACAAAUCAGAAGUCUCUACAUGAGCUGCAAAUCCUCUGGCAAGUUUAUUUCUCCAGUGCAUUCAAGAGAGAGCCAACACAGCAGAAGUAAGAGAGUCACAGUGCUGCAGACAAACCCCAAUCCCGUGUUUGAAAGCCCAAAUUUGGCUGCAGUCGAAAUUUGUAGAGACCCCAGCAGAGAGACCUACUUGGUUCCGCCUUCCUGCAAAAGUAUUUGCAAGAAUUACAAUGACUUACAUAUUGCAGGGGACCAGGUGAUGGCCAUUAAUUCAGUGACAACAGAUUUUCCCUCUGAGACCAGUUUUGAAUAUGGCCCUUUGCUGAAGUCAUCUGAGAUUCCUUUACCGAUGGAGGAUUCCAUUUCCACUCAGCCCAGUGAGUUUCCCCAAAAACCUAUCCAGCAGUACUCAUCCAGCAUCAAAGAGAAAAUCAGCCUGCAAAUGCACAAGCCUAUUUCUAAUGCAGUGCUGAAUGAGUACCUGGAGCAGAAAGUGGUGGAGUUAUAUAAGCAGUACAUUAUGGACACCACAUUUCAUGACAGUUCUCCCACUCAGAUUCUGGCAUCUGAGCUCAUCAUGACAAGUGUGGACCAAAUUAGUCAUCAAGUGUGCAGAGAGAAGAACCUGGAGACAUCAAAAGCCAGGGAUAUAGUCCUUAGCCGUUUAUUACAGUUGGUGUCAACUGAAAUCAGCACCCCCAGUCUCCAUAUUUCUCAGUACAGCAGUGUUAAUCCAUAA